Messenger RNA from Syzygium oleosum, 1207 nucleotides. RefSeq lists its product as uncharacterized. The record is from RefSeq and is a predicted model, not a curated record. The coding region runs from base 153 to 854 and encodes 233 amino acids. The transcript has 3 exons. Lineage: Eukaryota; Viridiplantae; Streptophyta; Magnoliopsida; Myrtales; Myrtaceae. Gene Ontology annotation, cellular component: plasma membrane.
GUAAAACUUCAUGUCAACAUCCCGAACGACAACGAGCGAAGCAAAAUAAUACGCUUCGUCAUUCCUCGCACCAAAACAAAAGCAAUCAAUCGCAACCGAACAAGCCGAACUCACCCCCGCCACCAGCUACUCACGUCCCCUCUACACGAUCCAUGGAUCAGUCCAAACCCGACCCGAAUCCUCCGCCGCCGCAUCCGCCGCCGCAGCCGCAUCCGCCGCAGGGCUUCUACUACACUCCCCUGCCGCCCCAGCCCCACGACCAAUACUACGUCGCUCUGCCGCUCUACUAUCCCCGCCGGCGACGCCGCACCCUCACCUGCGUGCUCCUGUCCGUCUCGUCCCUCGUCCUGUUGGCCGCGCUCGCGUACGUCCUCUGGCCGUCGGACCCGCGCCUCAAGAUCGCGCGGCUCUGGCCGACCCGGAUCCGGAUCCGGGCCGUGCCCGUCCUGGUCGUGGACAUAUCCAUGCUGGCCACGAUCCGGGUCAGGAACGCCGACGCCUACUGGAUGGACUACGGCAGGCUGGACGUGGAGGUCGGGUACCGGGGGAGGACGCUGGGCCGCGUGCGGUCGGGCGGGGGUCACGUCAGGGCGUUCGGGUCGUCCUACGUGGACGCCGAGCUGGAGCUGAACGGGAUCGAGAUCCUGGCGGAGGCGGCGUUCUUGAUGGAGGACCUGGCCAAGGGGAGGGUGCCGUUUGAUGCCCUGACGGAGGUGGAGGGGCAGCUUGGGCUUUGGUUCUUCAGGUUCCCUUUGAAGGCGAAAGUAUCAUGUGAGGUAAUGGUCAAUACGAAGAACCAAACGAUCGUUCGUCAAAGCUGUUAUCCUGAGCGACUAGGAAGCUCAAUGGCAUAACGUUGCACAGCUAAUUCGGUGGUUAUUGUCUGCGAUACUCGCGCGAGAAAUGAUUUGGUGAGAAGAUCAAGAGGACAACAUGGUACAUCGUCAAUCCUGGUAAAAGCUACUUCCCCUAAGGCAGAAAAAACAGAGUGGUGGCGAAAGUGUAUUGGGUUGGGUUCUGGUAUGAUGAUCAAUAUGUGAGGAUCCAGUAGUAGUUAAAAGAAGUUGUGUGGAUGUAAAUAAUAUUUGAGUGGAAACUGUGUUAAAAGAGCUUAUACCCAUGUACAAAGUAACAAAGAUUACUACGCUCAACAAAAAUCUUACUUGAUUCAUAAUUAAGACGAGAUGUGUAUAGAGGUGUUUCUUUA